Molecule: messenger RNA, 1293 nt
Organism: Tetrahymena thermophila SB210
Lineage: Eukaryota; Ciliophora; Oligohymenophorea; Hymenostomatida; Tetrahymenidae
Exons: 1
Source: RefSeq, a predicted model, not a curated record
AUGAAUAAAGAAAAUAUCGAGACUACAAAAUCAGUUUAAAAUAUGAAGUAAGAUAAAAAAUUUAAGUCAUUGUCACCAUACAGCAUUUAGGCCAUGCCUCAUAAAUCUAUUGAUUUAAACGGCUCCAAAAAAACAAGCACUGUAAAUUCUCCUUCUAAUUGCUAGCCAUAAUAACAGCAAAAUAAUCCUAGCGGAAUUUUAAAAUCUUCCAAUUUUACACAAGCUUUAAAUUCGCUUUCUCAGUCUUCACCAAAAGCAAAUAUGGCUGGAACUUUGUAGAGAUAGUUUUAGGAAUAGAAAAUAAAAGAAUAAUAAAAUGCAAACUAUGAUCCAAAGAGCUAAGAGAAUAAUUAAGCAUCUAAAAAUAAAAAAGGAGAAUUCUCAAAUAUUUUCUCUAGCCAGGGAGCUACUUUAGAUACAGGAUGCGGAUAAAAUAAUAGUUUAUAUAACUCAUAGACACAAUUAAACAGAACUGGAUUAAAAUAAAGCUCCCUACAUGUUUCUGAAGGUGAAGUAACUCCUUAUAAGCAAAAUCAACUUUAAAAGUAGAACUCUUCAGCAACUAUAGAUGAACAUGGUGGAUCUCGUCGCUUUUCAGUUUUUUCAAAAUCCAGUUUUUGUACUUCCUCUAGCUUUUUAUUUGGAACUCGCAUUUUUAACAAAACAUAAAAAAGUGUUCCAAGAGUUAAUAUGAGCACCAUUUUUAAAAACAAAGCUGCAUUAUAUCUCGAUGAGGCUCUUAUUAAUACUGUAGAUGACCUGCUAGAUAAAGGGUAUGAAAUAGUGUCAGCUAAAAAACAAGAAAGGGACAUUUUAAAAGACUAAGAAAAAGCUAUGCUAGAGGAAUGUGGAAACCUUGAAAAGGAAAUAACUCCUCUGAUAUAGAGAUAAAUUUAGUGCAGCGAGCAGAUUAACCAUUAGGUAGGAGUAUAAAAAUAAUAUGAGAAAGAAAUUGAUUCUCUACAAGACGAGUUGGAGGAAUUAUCAAAAUAAAUUUAAAAUAGACAAACUGAAAUAUCUAAUACUUAUGAUGAAUUUACUAAUAUCAUCAAAAACAUGGAAAUCGAAAACAAUAAGAUAAAAAGUGAUAUUAAUAUAAAUAAGGCUUGUCACAGAUAAGAGGCUAAUAACCAGCUAUUAGCCAAGAAAUAGAAAGAAAGUAUUUAAGAAGGACUAUCUUAGCAACUUAUCUAACUAAAGGCUGAUUUUGAAUCUAAAAAAAUGGUCUAGGCAGAUAGAUUGAGAAAAAUGGAAAACAAGUAAAAAAUGUAUAUUGGAAUAUUAAAACACUGA